UUCUCCCCUCCCUCCGCGUCGCCCCCCCACCCUCGAGCGAAGCGGCCCGAGACAUAAACAAACUCCGCGAGCGAGUCCGGCGCGGGAGCCUCUCCUUCCGCCUCCCUCCGCGCGACCUCCGCCCCGAACCGUUUCCCGAACCGCCGCCGCCGGUUUCCCUCAGCCCCUCCGCCCUCCGUGAGGCGGCCUCCGUGGCCCCUCGCUCUCCGCACCCCUCGGGGCCGCCAUCUCUCUCUCUCGCUCCCGCCGAGACGGGGCCUCGUCGGAGGGGGACCCGGAGCCUUGCCUGUCCCCUUCCAGCCCCUCAGAGGAGGCGGCUGCCCGGCUUCAGCAAGACGCCCUCCGCGGUCGCUUCUUGAAACAGCGGCUUGCUUCUAGACGCCUCCAAAGUUAAAAUGGCCUCUGCAGUUAUUAGUUCGGUUCCUACUACUGCAUCACGGUUUGCUCUUUUGCAAGUUGAUAGUGGCAGUGGAUCCGAUUCAGAAUCUGGAAAGGGAAGAAACAGUCGAAAUGGUGGAAAGUCCCAAGCUUCAGGCAGCAAGUCAACCACAAAUGAAAAGAAAAAAGAAAAGAGAAGAAAAAAGAAGGAACAGCAGCAGAGUGAAGCCAAUGAGCUCAGAAAUCUCGCUUUUAAGAAAAUCCCUCAGAAAAGUUCCCAUGGAGCUUCUUUGUCUCAGCAUGAGCAAGCAUUAAAUAAUUCAGCAAGGAAAGAUUCUCAGGAAGAGAACUGGCAAGAGUGGAGACAAAGAGAUGAACAGUUGACUUCUGAAAUGUUUGAAGCCGAUCUUGAAAAAGCUUUACUUCUCAGCAAACUGGAAUAUGAAGAACACAAAAAGGAAUAUGAAACUGUUGAAAGUGCUUCUCCUCCAUCAAAAGCUGUGCACAAGAAAGAGAAAAGAAAAAAUCAGCAGGGAAAAGACAAACCUCUCACUGUGUCUUUAAAAGAUUUCCAGUCUGAUACUAACAUUGAUCACCUUCCCAAAAAGCAGGAGGAAUUGAGCUCUUCACAUACUGUCUUGCAUGAUGGUGAAUUCUUCAAUAGACUGGAAGACGAUGUGCACAAAAUAAUUACUAGGGAGAAAAGAAGAGAGCAUAUCACAGAUAAUGGAAUGGAUAACAGUACAUCACGUGAUCCCACACAUGAUUUUGUAUUGAAAGACGGAAGAAUAGAGAGACUAAAGCUGGAACUUGAGAGGAAAGAUGCAGAAAUCCAGCAAUUAAAGAGUGUAAUCACACAAUGGGAGGCAAAGUAUAAGGAAGUGAAAGCACGAAAUGCACAGCUGUUGAAAAUGCUGCAGGAAGGAGAGAUGAAAGAUAAAGCCGAAAUACUGCUUCAGGUCGAUGAAUCUCAGAGUAUUAAGAAUGAGCUGACUUUACAGGUUACCAGCCUUCAUGCUGCUCUGGAACAAGAACGAUCUAAAGUGAAGUUACUGCAAGCAGAGCUAACAAAGUAUCAGGCUGGAAGAAAAGGGAAAAGAAAUUCAGAGUCUGAUCAGUGCAGGUGAUCACAUUUGUACCAAAAUCCGAGCAAAAAAAUAAAUUUGAUCUUCAGGGGUUUUGCAGAAAUGUAUUUGUACUACUGCUUAACUAUGCAGUUUUCUGGGUUUGGGAGUGAAGUUUAAUUGACUAAUGUUCUGAAUAUUCAAUCUAUUGCACUUCUAGUAUAAAGAAGAGAAGCUGGAAACUAAUGUUACAGUGAUGCUCAAACCUUGUUUGUCCUAAUGCUACACCUAGUUUUUCAUCACUCAAUAAAGUUUUUGUCAUUUUUAUGA
This is a messenger RNA of Podarcis muralis (Common wall lizard), 1772 nucleotides long. It is a transcript of the gene GKAP1, whose product is annotated as G kinase anchoring protein 1. The record is from RefSeq and is a predicted model, not a curated record. NCBI's taxonomy places the organism in Eukaryota, Metazoa, Chordata, Lepidosauria, Squamata, Lacertidae. Gene Ontology annotation, cellular component: Golgi apparatus. Gene Ontology annotation, biological process: signal transduction.